UUUCAGUCAUUAAAAAAAAUUAGAAGCAAGUCAGAAAAAGUGACUGCCUGCAACUUCCAGUAAAUGAUGGACAUUUCAUCAUAUUAGGCACUGGUUAAGUAACUGAUCGUUGGAUGUACAGAGAGACAAUACAGACCCUGACCAAUUGAAAUCAGGAAGGCUCAAGAAGAAAUAAGGGAAUUUACUGCAGUAAAUUCCCAACAGAAGCAAUGUUUGUUUGCAUUCAACAAGCAAAGAAUUGCCCAAUUUGAAUUUAGUCAGGUUUCUGUUAAUUAUUUCCAAUUUGCUCUUUGAGAUAAGGCUUCCUAUAAAUAUAGUACCAUUUUUCUUGUGAGAAUCCAUCAGAAAGGACUCCGUUUUUCCGGGGCUUUGCAAUACAGCAGUGCCUAAAGAAGUGAACUAUGAAGUUCUACAACUGCAUGUUGUUGUUGUCCCUGGUACUAUGUGUCAGUGCCCAGAACUGGUUCCAUGAUGCUGGAUCAUUCAUAAGGGAUGCUUAUCUAGGCGCUGAGGAUAUGUGGCGUGCAUACAGCGACAUGAGGGAGGCGAAUUAUAAAAAUUCAGAUAAAUAUUUCCAUGCUCGUGGGAAUUAUGAUGCUGCCAAAAGAGGGCCUGGCGGUAAAUGGGCAGCAGAACUUAUUAGUGAUGCCAGGGAAGGUUGGCAGGGUGGCAUUAGUGGCAGAGGAGCUGAAGACACACGUCAAGACCAGGAGGCAAAUGCAUGGGGCAGAAGUGGAGGAGACCCAAACCACUACAGACCAGAGGGCCUUCCCUCGAAAUACUAAUGCAGCCUGUAAUACUUUACAAUGGUUCCAUUUUUCUACCAGCUGUGCAAAACCACAAUAAAUAAAACCUUAAAUUUC
Molecule: messenger RNA, 863 nt
Organism: Chelonia mydas (Green sea turtle)
Lineage: Eukaryota; Metazoa; Chordata; Testudines; Cheloniidae
Product: serum amyloid A-5 protein-like
Exons: 4
Coding region: 402-785 (127 amino acids)
Cellular component (GO): extracellular region
Source: RefSeq, a predicted model, not a curated record